This is a messenger RNA of Physcomitrium patens, 4047 nucleotides long. RefSeq lists its product as uncharacterized. Lineage: Eukaryota; Viridiplantae; Streptophyta; Bryopsida; Funariales; Funariaceae. The record is from RefSeq and is a predicted model, not a curated record.
CCCGACCUGAUCCGACCCGGUGCUAGCUAAGUCGGUGUGGCGCCAUAGUCCCGUCUUCAUGUGGCACGUAAAAGCAUAUCAAGCCCCCGUCAGAAAGCAGAAGCAGCGAGCGUAAGGGGAUGAGAGUUGAAUCCAACAGGCUUCGCAGCAGCAGCACGGAGUGGAAACGUCGAAGAGAAUAGACAAGAAGAAGAAGACGAACACAUUUCCACCUCUCUCUCUUUCUCUCUUAAGGCAGGGCUCUACUUACAUCCAACAGCGAUGGAGGACAGGCAGGCUUUAUUUGCGUUAUUCGGCGACGCGGUGGUGAUAGUGAUGAUGAUGGUGGUGGUGGUAGUAGUAGUGGUGGGUGAGGUGUAGGGAGCUUUUCUUUGGAGGACCCCCCCUCUUCCUCCCCCCCGCUUUCUCUUUCGAAGCUGUCAGGCGGUGUCUCUUACACCCUCGGGGGUUUCCCACGCGGCAGUAGCCGCAGCAUAUGGGAGCGGUCUCGCGGGGAAUGUGUAGCAUUUCUUGCUCCGUGGUGGUGGGUGAGGUUGGCGUCGUCCGAGAGCAGUGUACGUAGAUCGGGGGUUUGUUCGUUGCGGUCGCAUUCCGACCUUUUGGAGGCUUGGAGGUGUUCAGGAGUAUAUUUUAGGUGCCGCGAACGGGCUCGGUGAUUACUCGGGCUGCGGUGACAGGUUUCUGCUUAAGAGUAGACAUCGGUUAGGGGGAGGACGGGCUGGUGUGGUAGCACAGGGGAACAGGGAAGCGGGAUUAUGAAGAGUGAAGUGGAAGAACAGCGCGAUGAUGCAGGUUGAUUUAGGAGAGGUGACAGUUCCGUGUUGUGGCCAUAUUAAUAGAGAUUGAAGGGUCCGUAUUUGAGCAUCCUGGCGUUGGACGAUCGAGGUUAGAGUUGGAAUAUCACUGUUUUUUUGAAAUAUUAUGGCAGUGUAUUGGCUGACUAUGAGCGAAAAGUGGACACGUCGAAGCAUUGGCUAUUUGCGAAUUUUGUAGACCUUUAUUGUCAUCGUUGAAGAGGUUCGUGGUUACUUUUUGGUCAAAGAAACAGGAGGAGUUGAACUCUAAAGUCUGCGUUGCUGUUGAUUGAGGGUUAGUAGCCGAGGCCCGGGGUUUUAUCCUGCAUUGCACCGGAGGCAUAAUCUUGUCUGCGCGCCUGAUAAUCAAUUUGCGAUCGCUUUGUGAAGCUUUUGGAACCUGAAGCGGGAUACAAGUUGACUGUGAUCGUUCCUUUGAAAUCGUAACCAUGGUUAUUAAGGUGAUGAAGUGGCCACUCCGCCAACUUUUCUCCAAGAAAUAUCAAGUCAAUCUUGUAUUGAACACGCUGGAAGGGUUACCUACUAGCGAUUCUGAUGAAGCCAAAGUGUACGUCGACUUGAAAUGGAAGGGACCAAAGAGUGCUCUUGGAUCCCGAUUUCGAACUAUGAAGCGGGAGAAGACCAAUGCUUUGCGCGUGGAGAACAGUGGAGAUGUAACAUGGGACCAAGAGUUUGAACACGUCUGUGUACUUACUAACGACAAAGAUGGUGUUUUUCAACCGUGGCAUGUGUAUCUGGUUCUCUGUAAGGCAUUGGCGGAUAACUCCAAAGGCAAAGUCUCUGUGUUGGGUACUGCAGUUCUAGAUCUGGGGGCUUUGGCUUUUUCCGGGACCUGUUCCAACAAUUACACAGUUUUACCUGUGACAUCCAAAAGCGGGGAUUGUUACUCUGAAGCCUCCUUUCGGGUCACCUACAGCUUUUCAGAGUUGCGAACAGUGUAUGAGGCUGGUUUUGAGAGCGUACACAGGUUGAUGGGACCUGCGAUGGCGUGUAUUGGAGGAGCCCCUUAUAAUUGGGAUCCAGAGGAUGAUGAUGUGGUGAAGGUUCAUCCGGAUGUGGAGAAAAAAAAGAAAUCCUCGAAGGAAUUAUCUAAGGAACAAGUCUUGGGUCUGAAAUCUAAGAAAAACCUCCAACUUGAGGAUGUCGAUCCAAGUGAUGGUGGAAAGUUUUCCCCUCGCAGCGAUGGAAGCGUACAGGACGCUUUGGAUCUUUUUGACUCGGAUUGGGUUGAUGAUUCUGAAGUGGAGGAGUAUGGCGAGGAAAUUGAAACAGCUAACAUUGGGCAGUUUGUCAGUUAUGGAACACUAACUGGUGUUAACCUGGUGGUUGAGGGUGCGCUGCCUCACCAUGCGGAUGAAGCUGCCAAUACUGCAACUGAUGAAAUUGAAGGUCGCGACACUAUCUAUAGUCGAGCUGCUUUCAUGGCAGUUCCUAAAGUGAAUGCGGCGCCUGAGGAGGUUUCAACGUCCGAGACUGCGGAGAUUGCGUCUCAAGGUUCCUUAAUGAGCAUGCUUUCUUGGCGUAAGAGAAAGUUGAGUUUCAGGUCGCCUCGGUCUCGUGGGGAGCCAUUACUGAAUAAAGCUUACGGGGAGGAAGGUGGAGAUGAGAUUGACUGGCAUCGACGGCAGGCAGAGUCAUCUUCAGAAUUUCCAGAUAUUACACGUCGAAAGAGCGAGGAUAGCCUGGCACUCGUCGCCGGAGCACUUGACUUUGGAGAAACGCUUUUUGCUGUCGGAACAUGGGAGCAGAAGGAUCUUAUUAGCAGGGAUGGACGGACACAGCUUUCGACAAAGGUGUUCUUUGCUUCCUUCGAUCAGCGUAGUGAAAGUGCAGCUGGGGAGAGUGCCUGCACUGCUCUUGUGGCGGUGAUAGCGGACUGGCUACACAAGCACCCUAGUCUUGUUCCCAGCAAAGCUGAAUUUGACAUGCUUAUUCGGGAAGGUUCUGCUGAGUGGAGAAAUUUAUGCACUGUGGAAGCGUUCAUAAAUAGAUUUGCAGACAGGCACUUUGAUUUGGAAACUGUCCUCGAAGCAGCAGUACGACCCCUCAGUGUGGUGCCUGAGAAGUCUUUCGUUGGGUUUUUCGUCCCCGAAGGUGUAACUCACGAGUCCUUGGAAUUCUUGCAAGAUGUGAUGUCGUUUGAUAGCAUCUGGGCUGAGGUUGAGCGAGCAGGACCAGCUAUUUACAUUGUGAGCUGGAAUGACCACUUCUUUGUCCUCAAAUUAGAAGAAGACAGAUGCUACAUAAUUGACACUUUAGGAGAGAGGCUCCAAGAAGGGGGUGAGGAGGCCUAUAUUCUGCAGUUUGAUGCAGAGACUACUCUUAGUCCUGCGCCAACUCCGAAGUCCGAAGAUUCCAAGGUUGCAGUUCAAUCAGAAGAGACUGCUGCAGAGGUGUCUGAUUCUUUGGCAUCAGUGAAAGUAGGAUCCGGCAGUGAAACAAUUUCCUCACCUGAUACUGUUGCUUUAAGCAGCGAAACUCCCAUGGAGCUAGUCGUUUCGGCUAAAUCAUUCAAUGGUGGAAGAUCAUCGUGCUGUCAGUUUAUCAAAGACUUUUUUGCUGCUCUGCCUCUACGUGAGCUUCAAAGUGAUAUCAAGAAGGGUCUACUUGAGAACGUUCCUUUACAUCAGCGGUUGCAGGUUGAAUUUCACUAUACUACUUCCAGGCCCUGCUCGGAGUUAGUCCCUGUGUGAGGUGUUUGCUGAGGAGGUCCUCGUUAGUAUUGUUCCUGAUGUAAUGGCAGAAAGCAUUAGAUCGAAGAAGACUCAACCAUCGCACAAGAGUCGUUCUUCCAUGUAUGUUUCACUGUUACCAGCUUACACAGAUGAGUGUUUAUGGUAAGUUGCAAGAGACUUUUAUUAUGCUAAGGUAUGGUACCUCCAAAAUAAUUUUGGAAAUUUAAUCAGUCAUUCACGUCGUUGGGAAGAGUCCGAUGCCAAUGAUUGGCUACUGAAGGAGGUGCUGAAAAGCUUUGGAAGGAUUGACCAGUUUCAGAUGACAAGAAGAAAUAACUUACUAGCAUGAAGUGGUCCUGCGUGAACACUUUUAUUUGCAGUUGUACACUAGAAGCCAGCUUCUAACCUCUGUGGGUGAUACUUUCAGACAUACUUUCAUCUGUGUAGAAGUAACAGCAGACGUAGGUUGGCUCUUUUGGGACUUUAGUGGCCUUAACGUCCUUGUACACGAUCCAUUUUUUUUUCUCUCGCAUGAAUACAUCUGAAAAUUGGUCAAA